Symbiodinium pilosum is the source of this 1851-nucleotide messenger RNA. NCBI's taxonomy places the organism in Eukaryota, Dinophyceae, Suessiales, Symbiodiniaceae. The record is from the annotation of a GenBank genome assembly.
AUGGUCACUAUGCUGGUGCUGGGAAAGUUCCUGAACACAAACAUCAUCUUCUGGGGAUCUGCCCUGGCAAUUGGUAGUAUAGUUGAUACAGCCGCGUUCACCUUGCUCCCGGUGCCCAUACGAUUGACAUUUCUCUUCAGGACGGGCCUUCUUUUUCUGCUUCCAGGCGUCCAGUCCCUUUUCUCCAGCAUCUUCAACCUGAAGGUCUUCACCGAGUCCCUGGACGCCACAUGCCAGUUUAUGGCAUAUGCCUACGAACAGUAUUGGCUCGAGGAUGUGUUUUGUGUCAGGUUUCGAGCAGUUUCUGUCAGCCUCAAAGGGCAGACGGAUCCGACCAUGACGGGGAACGCAGCCAUGUGCCGCAUGAUCAUCAUGUCCUGCUGUUGGAGCUUCCUUGCAGACUACCUGUGGGUACCAGCAGUGGCAUAUGCCAGGGAUAUUGGGCGUGGGCCCUCAUUCCUGGGCUUGGCUUUCGCCCUCAACCUUGGGUCGCGGCUGAUCCCCAACGUGGCCGUCACGAAGCUGGGGCUCAAGUCGGAGUUCAUGAUGAUCGCGAUGGUCAUUGCCGGUUAUGCGACAUCCUUCGCCUAUCCAGCUGAGGCUUGGGCUUUCUGUUUCAUGGCCUUUUGCUCCGGAUUUGGCUUCCUGAGAGUUUGCAUGACGCUGCACACCCAGGUGACGUUCGGCCAGGAUGCGGAGAAGCUGGGCAAAGCGUGCAAGUAUGCCGGAGCUGCCAAGAACUUGGGGAGCAUUUCAGCCAUGAUCGUGCCCAUAGCGCUGUACCAGCAGUGUGGCUGGAGGGCUGUUUGCUGCGGAGCUUUGUCCGCUGCGACUCUGUACUUCCUCCUGGCAGUUGUGCAGCACUGGCAAGCAACUGCUGGAGACGACAAGGUGGAAGUGAGCUGUCCGAGCUCAGAAGUCUCCACAUCAGAGGAUCCCAUUGCUUGGAUCGACUGGAUCAUUGGCUUCGCCUUCAUCAUCACAGAGCUGCAGUACAAUAUCGGGAACGCUGCAAUCCCCCAGACCCUGACAAAAACAUUCGGGAUGCCUGUCUACGCGGUGGGUCCACUCCUUGCCACUCUCAACGGGGUGUGCAUGUGCUUUCUUGCGGCGCUACCUCGCCUUCCAUGCAUACUGUUGCACCGCAACCCUGUCAAUAUUGUGGCAGCAUUUCUGUCAAUCCUCCUGUCCUGGAUCUUUGCCUCCUGUGCGGCAUUCUCCCCGGAAGGGCUGCCUAUGUUCGUGGCCAGCAUCUUGCUUUUCAUCCUGGCAGUAAACAUGGCCCAAGUCCUUCUGUUGGAGUACUUGUCCAAUGUCUUGGACGCCCAGGGAUCUAAGAAGCUGCUGGGCUUCUCAGAAACCCUGGGUUGUGGCUUUGCCAUGCUUGGUGGCUAUCUUGGAAAUGCUCUGGAAGUCUAUGGGGAUGCUGCCCCAUUCAUGAUGCAAUCGGUUGUGGCUUUGGUCACUGUGUCGAUCCUGGGCGCCUGCCUUGGCCACCGCCACGUGACGCGCCGCCAGCUUCUGAGUACCGAGGAGAGGGAGGAUGACAUGGGCUAUGACGUGGAGAGCUUGAGUGUCAAGAAGACGCUGCAGGCUUGCGCGCAGCAAAGCUUUUUCGGUGUGAAGCUCAUCGUCCGCUGUACGUCAGGAGACACCCUGGCAAUUGUGGAGUCCAAAUACCGGAAGUCGCUCAAGGUCGGUUUGCCAAAUUUGGCGGCACCUCUACUUGACGAUUCGACGGAUGGCUCCUCACUCUCGCGGUGUUCAAGCCAUGGCAGCAGCGUGGACAUUCACGACACAUCAAGCGAUUCCGACCCACAUUCUGCAGACAUGGUGUCUGAGUCUGCCUGA